This is a messenger RNA of Populus nigra (black poplar), 1077 nucleotides long. RefSeq names its product 3-oxoacyl-[acyl-carrier-protein] synthase II, chloroplastic-like. Gene Ontology annotation, molecular function: 3-oxoacyl-[acyl-carrier-protein] synthase activity. The record is from RefSeq and is a predicted model, not a curated record. Gene Ontology annotation, biological process: fatty acid biosynthetic process. NCBI's taxonomy places the organism in Eukaryota, Viridiplantae, Streptophyta, Magnoliopsida, Malpighiales, Salicaceae. Bases 1 to 1077 code for a protein of 358 amino acids. Gene Ontology annotation, cellular component: chloroplast stroma. The transcript is spliced from 8 exons.
AUGUCUCUGGCUUGUGAGAAAGAUCAGCCUCUAAGGUUUCCUAUGUCUGAAUAUCCAAAAACAAUGAGCAAAAGGAACAGACCAGGGAAGCUGGUGUCCAAAUGCAGCAUCGAUAUUGGUGGUGCUGACAAGCGUUCAUGUAACUCAGUUUCAUCGUUCUAUGGUUCUGGCAUCCAAAUAUCAAUGAGUUCUUUCCAAUCUUUUGAGCCCUCUGAGGAGUUCCACAGUGUAAAGAGGUUGUCUUUGUCUCCAGCCAUCUUGGGAUUCAUUAUUGCUAUGGCUGUUCACACUGAAAGCGAUCUGAUCAUGAAGAGAAGAAGGCCUACUAAAGAGCAACGGCGUGUUGUUGUUACUGGAAUGGGUGCUGUAACCUCAAUUGGUCAUGAUUUAGAUGUAUUCUACACCAAUCUUCCCGACGGUGUUAGCGGGAUAAGUAGAAUUGAGUGCUUUGACUGUGCAGAAUUUCUAACUAAAAUUGCUGGAAAAAUCAAGUCUUUCUCACCAUAUGGAUGGGUCUCGCCGAAGCUUUCGAAGAGGGCAGAUAAGUUUAUGCUUUAUAUGCUUCAUUUGGAGAAAUUUACCUUUGGCCAGUUUCAGGGAUGGAUGGGCCCUAACUACUCGGCAUCCUCCUCUUGUUCAUUUAGCAACGACUUGAAGCUUUGUGGCGGCUCCGAAGCACCCAUUAUUCCAAAUUUGGUAAACAUAAAAGAGGAGCAAAAUAUCUAUGCGGAGUUCCUUGGUGGAAGCUGCACUUGUGAUGCUUAUCGCAUAACCGAACCUCAUCCUGAUGGAAAGGGUAUUUCUCUCUGCAUAGAACAGGCCUUAGAUCGAUCUGGUGUAGAUAGAGAAGAUGUAAAUUACAUAAGCGCUCAUGCAACAUCUACGCCAACUGGCGAUCUAGCUGAAUAUCAAGCUCUAGUUCGUUGUUUCGGCAAAAAUCCUGAGUUAAGAGUGAACUCUACCAAAUCCAUGAUUGGUAACCUGCAAGGAGCUGCAGGUGCUGUAGAAGCUCCGGCAACAAUUAAGGUAAGCAGCUCUACUUCUUCCACGCAUAUAGGUGAUGUCAGUCACGAAUAA